Messenger RNA from Pneumocystis murina B123, 2049 nucleotides. RefSeq lists its product as hypothetical. Gene Ontology annotation, cellular component: nucleus; small-subunit processome; 90S preribosome. Lineage: Eukaryota; Fungi; Ascomycota; Pneumocystomycetes; Pneumocystales; Pneumocystaceae. Gene Ontology annotation, biological process: maturation of SSU-rRNA from tricistronic rRNA transcript (SSU-rRNA, 5.8S rRNA, LSU-rRNA). The record is from RefSeq and is a predicted model, not a curated record. Bases 1 to 2049 code for a protein of 682 amino acids. Gene Ontology annotation, molecular function: protein binding. The transcript has 4 exons.
AUGGUUCUUAAAGUUCAAAAUCCAAACAAUAUCAAAGUAUAUACAGUUUGUGGAGAGGGUACAUCUAGAUCUUUACCUGAAUGGUUUAUUCGAAAGAAAAAAAAAGCGUUAAAAAAGGAUCCAGAAUGGUCAUCUAGAAUUGAACUUUUACAAGAUUUUGAAUUUCCAGAAGCAAGUAAUAAAAUUAAAGUAACACCUGAUAAAAAAUAUGCCAUUGCAACGGGGACUUAUAAACCACAUAUGAAAAUUUAUGAAUUUUCAGAAAUGUCUAUGAAAUUUAGUCGAUAUACAAAUGCAGAGAAUGUAAAUUUUGAAAUUUUAUCAAACGAUUGGACAAAAACGGUUCAUUUGCAGCAAGAUCGUUCUAUUGAGUUUCAUACACAGGGGGGAAUGCAUUAUCGUCUUCGAAUUCCUAAAUUUGGGAGAGAUAUGGGGUAUCAUUUUCCUACAUGUGAUUUAUUAAUUGCAGCAACUGGAGAUGAAGUGUAUCGCUUAAACCUUUAUCAGGGACGCUUUUUACGUCCUUUUAAGAUAGAUAGCUUGGCAGAUAAUGAAGAAGGAACAAAUAAAAUGGGUGUCAAUACUGUAAAUAUCAAUCCAGUACAUCAACUUUUUGCAUUUGGAACAGAUAAUGGAACGGUUGAAUUUUGGGAUCCUAGAUAUAGAUCAAGAAUUACUAUAUUGGAUAUCUCUAGAUCAUUAAAUCCCAUGUUUCAUAAGAAAACAGCGGAAAUAAGUGCUACUAGCUUUAGACAUGAUGGAUUGAAUUUUUCUGCCGGCACAUCAACAGGAAUUGUAUUAUUAUAUGAUUUAAGAAGCCCUCAGGUUUUAUUACAAAAAGAUCAAGGAUAUGAUAGUCCAAUAAAAUCCAUAAAAUGGUUAAAAUCAAAUGAUUCAGUUUCGCAAUUAAUUUUAACAUCUGAUAAAAAGAUUAUAAAAAUAUGGGAUAAAAAUUCAGGAAAUCCAUUUACAUCAAUUGAGCCUUCUGUUGAUAUUAAUGAUGUAUGCCCUUUAGAUUUUACAGGUAUGAUAUUCGUUGCUAAUGAAGGUGUUCCAAUGCACAUAUAUUAUAUUCCCGCUUUGGGUCCUGCUCCAGCAUGGUGUUCUUUCUUGGAUAAUUUAACAGAAGAAAUGGAAGAAAAUCCGAUUGAAAAUAUUUAUGAGAAUUAUAAAUUUUUAACAAAAAAUGAAUUAAAAUCUCUUGGUUUAGAUCAUCUUAUUGGUUCCAACGUAAUUCGUAGUUAUAUGCACGGAUUUUUCAUUGAUUUUCGUCUUUACGAAACGGCAAAAAGUAUUAUGAAUCCUUUUGCAUAUGUAGAAUAUCGUGAAAAAGCUAUCAAAGAUAAAAUUGAAAAAGAAAGACAAUCUCGUAUACGUUCUUCAACAAAAAUUACCAAAAUUAACCAUAAUUUGGCCCAGCAUCUAUUACAUAAAGAAGAAAAAGAUAGGAUGAAAAAGAAAGGUAAUAGAGGGCCUAGUGUUCUUGAAGAUGAACGUUUUAAGGAUGUCUUUAAUGAUCCUGAUUAUGAAAUUGAUGAGAAUACCGUAGAAUUUAUGCAAUUGAAUCCCAUACGAUCAAAAAAAAAUUAUGAAAAUUCAAAAACCAUAAGUAGUUCUGAAAGUGAAAAAAAAUCUAUUGCAUAUUCGUUUUCUGGAACUGAUGACGAUAAUGAUGAAAGUGAAGAAGCUGAUUUUUAUCAGAAACCAAAGAAUAUGGAAUUGAAAGCCGAGGACAAAGAAAUAAGAAUGAAAGUGAUUGAAUAUUAUCAGCCAUCACUUAAUACAAUGCAGAAUGAGUCAUUUGAAACAUUAAUUAAGAUGCAAGAACAAAACAAAGAAACAGAAAAAAAACAAGAUUUAAUGAUUAACGAUAUUAAAAGAAAUAUAAAUGGUAAAGGAAAUAUGGAAAUGACAUUUUUAAUGCCUAAAAAAAAGAAUAAUAUUAAUAAUAAUAUGAAAAACACGCAUUGUACAUUAGAAACAGAGAAAAAUGAUUUGAAACAAGUAAGUCGACGACGUGCAAGCAAAAAUACAUUCCGAAAAAUGUAA